Messenger RNA from Adineta steineri, 3609 nucleotides. NCBI's taxonomy places the organism in Eukaryota, Metazoa, Rotifera, Eurotatoria, Adinetida, Adinetidae. The record is from the annotation of a GenBank genome assembly.
AUGAUUGUUGGUUGGAUAACAUUUUUUCUUGUUAUAUUAAUGGUAAUACCUAGUUCUAGUCUUAUUUGUUUUGAAUGUAUAUGUAAUUUUAAAAAAUUUUGUGAUUGUUCAAAUACAAUUGAUAGAAAUGAUAGCACUCGUUGUAUUAUUGAUCUAAAAUAUGCAUUGAAUAAUUCAUCUAUUUAUUUAACUGGUGCUAAUCAUAAUUCAACAUAUUUGAAUACCAAUGAUCAUUAUUAUAUUGAUAUAAAACAAUCGAUUAUACAUAAUAAAAAAACAAAAGAUUGGUAUACAUUAACACAUGAUAUUAUUUAUAGUUGUGAUUGGAAUUAUUGUAAUGAUUUAAAAUUAAUAAAUAUAUUUCCUCUUACAAUUAAAACAACGAUUAAUAAAGCAUGGUUAAAUAAAAAUAUUUAUGGUAAUGGUGUAGUUGAUAAAUGUCAUUAUUGUCCAAAGAAAUUCUGUCGUAAUUCAACAUAUCCUAUUGAUUUUAAUCAAUGUCCAAUUAUAAAAUGUACUAAACGUAAAACUUGUAUUAUGUCUAGUUUAACAAAUAAUAUUCUUACAAAUGAACAAUGUUUUCAUUCUGAAUGUUCAUCAAAAGAUUCAAGCGAUGAAUCAAAUGAUAAAGAUGAUGAACAAUCUAAAAUUGUUCUGGAUAUAAUUAUUUUUUUAGCUCAAAAUCGUUCGAAAUUUUCUAUAUUAAAAAUGGAUAUAUUUUGUACUGCUGAUAAUUGUUCUCGUCCAACUAUUUUUCAAGAAAUAAAAGAACAAAUUUCUAUUCCAACUAGUGAUCUAGCUAUAUUUCCAUCUGUUCGACCAACAACACUAUCGUCAACAUUGACAACUACAACACAUGAAGAAACAACAGAAGUCCUAACUACAACAACGACAACAAUAUCCAAUAAUCUCGAAUGUUAUAAAUGUUUAUGUAUGAAUAAUAAUACUUGUUCAUGUAAAGAAACCGAACAAAACUCUUUUGAAACUACUCAUUGUAUUAUUGUUGAAUCAUUUGUCAAUGAAGAAAUAUUUUAUACUAAUCUUACACAUAUUAAUCAAAAUUCUAGUCAAAUAUACAUUCAACAAUUUCCUUAUAUAUUAAUUCAACAAUCAAUUAUUUAUAAUAAAACUCUUAAUGAUUGGAUUAGUAGUACAGAUUUUAUCUAUUAUGGUUGUAAUUGGCAUUUAUGUAAUGAUCCUUAUUUAAUAUCUCAUCUUAAAAAUAGUGUGAAAAUAUCUUUAAAUAAAUCAUGGUUGAAUAUUAAUGUUUUAAACAAUGAAAUAUUAUUACGUAAUUGUAAUGAAUGUCCAAAUAAUUUUCAAUGUAAUUCAAUUGAUAAUUUGAAUACUGAUGAAUGUCCUCUUCAAAAAUGUAAUAGUACUUGUUUUCUAUCAAAUAUAUAUAAUUAUGGAAUUAAUAAUGAACAAUGUUAUCAAUCGUAUUGUGCUACAUCAAACAAUAUUUCGAAUUUUGAAAAUGAUUUACAUCCUAUUAUAAUACAAGGUAUUUUAUAUUUAAAUCGAUCAAACCAUGAAAUUGAAUUAUCGAAAGUAAAUAUUCCUUGUCAUGCAACUGAUUGUUCUUCAUUAGAAAUAUUUCAAGAAAUUAAAAGUCAAUUAAUUGUACAAUUAGGCGAUUUAAGUGUCUUCUAUGGUCUUAUAGACACAACAACAACAGUAGCAACGACAACAACAACAACAACAACCACAAUAACAGCAACACAACUAUCAACAACUACAGAAACAACAACGGCAGUAACAACGAUAGUAACAACAGUAGCAGCAACAACAACAACAACAACAACAACAACAAAAGUAACAACGACAGUAACACAAACAACAACACAAUAUUCUACUACCACCACUACCACAAAGAUUCCAUCUUUCUUUUAUGAUCAGUAUUUAUGUAAUAAUUCAAUGUUAAUCCCGGGAUUGAAUGGUACAUGUGUUCCAAUGAUUGAUGCUUACGAUGAAGCAGUAGAUUUUCUAAUGAAUGAAAAUAAUAUUGUAAAUGUUAUUGAUAUAGCUAAUGCUCUUAGUGUAUAUUUUGGAGCAACUGCAUCUAUGGAUUCAUUUGAACAAUUAAAUAAAACAUUAACACCUAUAUUAAUAGAUAAUCUAGUUGGUGUUCUAAAUAUUAGCCUUAUUCAAAAUUCUUCAUCAUCAUUUAUUAUGUGUCAAUCGAUAUCUAAAACAGAUCUUGUAUUAGGUGUUUCAUUUGAAUCUGGUGUAGGUGGUCAAAUAAUUGAAAAUUCAACUAAAAUUGAUUUAAUCAAUUCGAAUUUAACUGCUGCAGCUAUAAUUAGUCCUGAUUCAUUAAUUAAUACAGGAAUAACUUAUAUUAAUAUGCUUGUAAUAGAUGAACCACCUAUUGAAUAUUAUCGUUUAAAUAAUUCAAAUGAAAAAAUAGUUUCAUCAUCAAUUAUUGUUGCUAAAACACAAACAAUAAAUAAUCAAAUUAUUUCAAAUAUGAAUAUUACAAUUUAUUUUACUCUUUUACCUAAUUUAGAAUAUAAUUUAACUAAUGGAAAAUAUUAUUGUUCAUUCUAUGAUACAAAUACAUCAAGUUGGAUUGAACAUGGAUGUACUUAUCCAAUAUUUAAUUCUAAUUUUCAACGAUAUGAAUGUAGUUGUAAUCAUUUAACUUCAUUUGCUCUUGUAUGGUUACCAAAAACAAUGCACAUAAAAAAUACAAAAUAUUUCGAUGUUGAAGAUAUUAUUUCAUUAAUAUUUCAAAUGAUUUCUAUAAUAUGUUUUCUAAGUAUUCUUAUUCAUAGUUUGAUAAAACGACGUAUUAAUUUAAAUAUUGAAUUAGAAGCUCGUGAUCUUUUACCACUUAUAUCAUGUGCAAGUACAAUAUUAGUUUUUAUCUUUUAUAUAACUCUUGGUUUAACUGUUUAUACUCAAACCGAAUCAUUAGAAGAGAAUAUUUGCUUCCGAACAAGUAACAUAUUAAUGUUUAUUGUUUAUUAUCUUGUUAUAUUUAUGUUUUGUACAAAAACAAGUGUUGGUUAUUUUAAUUAUCUUCGUUUUGUUCAUCCAUAUCCUCCACCAUCAUUAAAACGACUUCGACUAUUACUUAUUAGUUCAUUUCUAAUAUCUAUAACAUAUGUUUCAUUUGCUAUUGGUUUUAAUUCAAAUUCUUCAUAUCAUAUAACAAUAUUAUAUCCAUAUAAAAUAUGUUGGUUUACUCCAAAUGUUAUUCAUUAUUUUUUAACAAUUCCUAUUUGUAUUUUUCUUCUAUUAAAUAUAAUAAUGAUUAUAUCAGUUAUUAGAUGUUUGAUAAAUCAUGCACGAAAUGUUAUUGCAUCGGAUCAAUCUUCUAAACGACUGAAAAUGUGUGUACUCGUACUUCUUUCAUCAUGUGUAACACAAGGUAUUAGUUGGCUUAUUGGUCCAUUAUUAUCUAUAAUUAAUUCAUAUAAUGUUCAUGGUUUAACUUGGAUUUUUGUUAUUUUUAAUGGUCUUGAAGGUGUAUGGUCUAUUCUUCUUUAUAUUAUUAUUCGUGCACAACGUGUAGAUGAAAACGCACGUUCUGGUAUUUGUGAAACAUUAACUAGAUCAUCAACUUUAUCAUCAGAUCACUGUAAAAAGAAAUAUCAACAAUGA